GCUUGUAGCUGAACUGUCGCGAGAAUCUUGUAAAUAUUACCAGCUGGCUCUAAAGUCUAGCAAAGUUUGGAGUCGUUGAAAUAAAUGGCUAAAAUAGAAAAGGAUCUACUUUUGCAGUGGUAAUAACCCUCAGUGAUAUUAGAGGAGUGAGGAGUUAGAAUGUCUUAAUUGCAACAUUGAGCACAAAAGCAAGCAUGAACGAUUUGGAGCAACAACAGGAUGAGCUCGAAGCCCUGACUAGCAUUUACAUGGAAGAUGAGUUCCAGCUCAACAAAUCAAAGCCGGGUGGCGUCUUCUAUGCCAACAUCGAGCUACCUCCCAAUUUCCAAGUCGUCUAUCGUUUACUGAAUAACAAAUUUAAGUAUCUAACCGCAUCUAGCAGCACUCCAGGAAACACAGAAGAAAAUGUAUCUCCUGAAGAAAAUUUAAAGUUUGAAUCGUUCCCUGUGAAGUACUUACCACCAAUCGAACUUUCAUUUGAGUUGCCUCAAAAUUAUCCAUCCCAGCAAAAACCUGACUACAUUUUGUCAAGCAAGUGGCUAACAAGGGGGCAGCUCAGUAAACUAUGCACCCAACUGGAUCAACUGUGGGAAGAGCAAGCUGGCUUGGAGAUUCUCUACGUUUGGACCCAGUUCCUGAAGGAGGAAGCACUGAAAUUCCUGGAAAUCACGUCCUCUCUCAACAUCAGUCAAAUCUACUCAAGACAGAUCACAAAUCUAGAGCAAAAACGGCUGAAACAGCUCAAAAUGAAGCAACCAUACACAAAGCGGGAAUGUCGGCCAAAAGGAGACGGAGGUCAGAAAAAGGAGGUGAAAAAACCAGAUGAACGGGCAGUCCUGGAUCUGCACGAGUUCAUCGUGGCUGCAUUGCAGAAGUAUGACGAGGAGAGAAAUGAUGCUGUAUUUAAAAAGAGCAACCAAACUUGCAAUGUCUGCUUCACUUCUAAACUCGGGCAGGAUUGCAUCCGAUUCGAUAAAUGCGGCCACAUAUUUUGCAAGGACUGCAUCCGUGGCUACUUUGAAGUGCAAAUCAGGGAUGGGCAUGUGCAAUCUCUAAAGUGCCUUGAGGACAAGUGCGACGUGGACGCCCUUCCGUCCCAGGUCAGACAGGUUUUAAGCGAGGAGACCUUCGCCAAGUAUGAUGCUGCCCUGCUGACUGCUACUCUGGACACAAUGAUGGACAUCAUGUACUGUCCGCGCAAAUCAUGCCAAUACCCGGUCAGUGUGGAACAAGGCGAAAGUAUGGGCCGGUGCCCUAGCUGUCAGUACGUCUUUUGCAUCUAUUGCAAGAUGACUUUCCACGGGAUGGAGCCAUGCCGGUUAAAAUCGAAUGAGCAACAGAGACUGAUCAAAGAGUACACAGAAGGAACUGCAGAAGAGAAGUUAGCAUUGGAGAAGCGAUUCGGCCGCAGACAGCUCCAGCGCCUUGUGGACAAUGCCUUAUCCGAAGAGUGGGUGAGCGGCAACAGUCAAAAGUGCCCGCACUGCAACGUCUCCAUUGAGAAAUCUUCUGGCUGCAACAAGAUGACGUGCUGGCGUUGCAACUCGUACUUCUGCUGGAUCUGCCAGGCUGAGCUGAACCCACUUGCGCCGUACCGCCACUUUAACGACCGAAACUCGCGCUGCUUCAACCGCUUAUUUGAGGGCAUCGCCAAUGACGAGGACGAGUUCUUUGCCGAUAUAGAUGACCUGUGAGUACCACGCUAAGUAGCUAGUUCUGCCUUCUAUACGAAAUAUGCAAUCAUCAUAGUGCCCAUGUAAAGAAUCCAUGAUAUUACGUUGUAAAACCAAUCGGGAGUGGGUAUUGCCAAAAAAUUGAAACAAAAUCAUAGAGUGGCUAUCGGUUUUUAACCAGUGGAAUUAUUGUAGAUGUAGAUAGUCACUAUAUGUGUGAAAACCUCCUCAAAAAACACAAAGAUCACACACAGUUCUUACAAUGGGUCUGUUAUUGGACUCACAAAGUGAUUAAAAUAAAACACAAUGCAUUUUAUGUGGCAAAAUGAUCACUUAUGAUCCCGAGGUUUGAGUUUUUGCAGAGUUUAUAAUUAUGCAAAAAGGGGUUUCUUUUAUCUAUAUUACUGUUUUCGUUUAUUUACUUUCUUGCUGUUCCACUUAUUUUUUUCUAAUUUUGCGUUUGGUUCCCCUCGUCUCUGCAGUGUUUAAAAUAAGGUGAUGCAAAAAUAUGUAAUUUCCAAAAAAAAAAAUCCAUAGAGGGAAGUUGUCAUGGGUAUAGUUUUGCCUGAUGUUUACCAAACUAUUGUUAGUCAAUUAGAGUGUUUAAACGGUUAAAAAAUCAUUAAGAGCAAUAAUUCUUCAAACGCGAAUUGGCGUAAUCUGCCACUUUCAUUGGAGUGACAGCUUUUAAAACACAUUCUAUUUUCAUAUCUAACAAAUUGGAUUUUUCAACUCUUUUUAUAUAAUUCCGUAUCAGGUGUCGAUUGAAAAAAGUAUAUUGCUAUUUUGAUAAUGUGAUAUUAAUUUUAACAUCACGCAAUGUUUUAAAAUUGGUGGGCACUCGUAGCACUAAAUGACACGAUGCAUCCAAAAUAUAAGAUACAAUUUUGCAACUGUUAUCAUGCGCGUGAAACACAAAAAUUAUGAUAGCGUAUCACUCUUCGACAACACUAUUCGUGGGAUGCUUGUUGAAACUAAAAAUAAAGCAUGGUGGAAUGAAUAAAA
Molecule: messenger RNA, 2678 nt
Organism: Cloeon dipterum
Lineage: Eukaryota; Metazoa; Arthropoda; Insecta; Ephemeroptera; Baetidae
Product: E3 ubiquitin-protein ligase RNF14-like
Exons: 7
Coding region: 195-1694 (499 amino acids)
Biological process (GO): protein polyubiquitination; ubiquitin-dependent protein catabolic process; positive regulation of proteasomal ubiquitin-dependent protein catabolic process
Cellular component (GO): ubiquitin ligase complex; cytoplasm
Molecular function (GO): ubiquitin conjugating enzyme binding; zinc ion binding; ubiquitin protein ligase activity
Source: RefSeq, a predicted model, not a curated record